AUGGGUGGUAAGAUAUGGGUAGAAGCAAGUCUCAUCUCUGCUCGAGGCGUUAGGCGUUCUUAUUCCGUCUGGAAGUGGCAGUUGUUUCCUGCUGUUUGGAUUGAUCUCGAUAACAAGUGCUGCACCAACAUUGCAAAAGAUGGCUCUGGAAAUGCAAACCCCACAUGGAAGACCAAGUUUGCUGCUUUGAUGGAUGAUACGAUUUCCAGGACAUGGCGCUAA
Molecule: messenger RNA, 222 nt
Organism: Linum trigynum
Lineage: Eukaryota; Viridiplantae; Streptophyta; Magnoliopsida; Malpighiales; Linaceae
Source: the annotation of a GenBank genome assembly